Messenger RNA from Aaosphaeria arxii CBS 175.79, 1348 nucleotides. Its product is annotated as alternative oxidase. The record is from RefSeq and is a predicted model, not a curated record. Gene Ontology annotation, molecular function: alternative oxidase activity. Gene Ontology annotation, cellular component: mitochondrion. The transcript has 3 exons. Gene Ontology annotation, biological process: alternative respiration. The coding region runs from base 154 to 1236 and encodes 360 amino acids. Lineage: Eukaryota; Fungi; Ascomycota; Dothideomycetes; Pleosporales.
UCAGUCCCAGUACGCCUUGUGCGACUUACCAUCUACCAUCUACUAUCGAUUCAGCUCUACUACUCUGUCGACCAUUCACCCUAACACCCCCCCUCUAUCCAUUACCCUACCAACCUCCAACCCUUUCCACUCAACAACAAUAAACCAAAAUUCAUGAUCUCAACAGCUGCUGCCACGAGGGGAUCAAUUGCUUCCAAGCAGGGUCCAACCCUCCUACUCAAAUCUAUCAAUGGCUUGACCGCAUCAUCAAGGGGCCUCCGCCCUUGCUUCGUCCUCGUCCAGCACACGCAACUCACACCCACGAGCCGGCGAAACUUCACCUCCUCUCCUUCCCACCCCAAGAUCACUGAAUACUUCCCGCAAAAAGAGACCGAAAAGGUCAGGAAGACGGAAGCAGCAUGGCCUCACCCAGUCUAUACCCCCGAACAAAUGUUGGCUGUGACGGUGGCGCACCGCGAAGCGAAGACGCUUUCCGACAAGGCCGCUCUCGUCGCCGUUAAGGUCCUCCGAUGGGGUCUCGACUUCGCUACUGGCUACAGGCACGGCAAGGCGACCAAAUUGGGACAGAAGGACCCCAAGGCCGCGUUGGAAAAGUACGGGAUGAACGAGGAGAAGUACAUGAUGCGGAAUGUGUUCCUGGAGAGCGUGGCCGGCGUGCCGGGAAUGGUGGCGGGCAUGUUGCGACAUCUGCAUUCAAUGAGACGGAUGAAGAGAGAUAACGGAUGGAUCGAAACACUGCUCGAAGAGAGCUACAACGAGCGCAUGCACCUCCUGACCUUCCUCCAAAUGUCGAAGCCAGGAAUCUUCAUGCGCCUGUUCGUCCUCGGCGCCCAGGGCGUCUGGUUCAACGCACUAUUCCUCGCCUACCUGAUCUCGCCACGGACGGUGCACCGAUUCGUCGGGUACCUGGAGGAGGAGGCAGUCGUGACCUACACCCGACAGAUCAAGGACAUCGACGCGGGCCGCCUGCCCAAGUGGGAGAAGCUCGAGGCCCCGGAGAUCGCGGUAGACUACUGGAAGAUGCCCGAGGGCCACCGCACGAUGAGGGAUCUGUUGCUGUACAUCCGCGCCGACGAGAGCAAGCACCGAGAGGUCAACCACACGCUGGGCAACUUGAACCAGACCGAGGACCCGAAUCCCUACGUCAGCCAGUACAAGGACGCCGGGAAGCCGCAUCCGAGCAAAGGAUUGGAACACCCGAAGCCGCUGGGUUGGGAGAGGACCGACAUCAUCUAAUUUUCGGACGGAGAGAGAGAAGUUCUUUUAUUCACUUUUCACUGACAUGGUUAUGAGGCAUUAUUGGCGUUACUUGAUAUCCUCCACUCAUAGACGGACAGUUCACUUGAGA